UUCUAUUAUCAAAAAUCAGUUAAAUUUUAGUAUUUCUUUCUUCUAUAUUUUUAUUUAUCCAAACCAAUAAAAUUUCUUCCCAACUUCUAUCCUGUUUCUCUUCGAUCUUUCUAACUUUAAAAAAAUCAAUUCACUAAGAUCAGGUACAUUUCUUUCUUGUGAAGUUGUGAAUUUUCCUCCGAAAAAAAUUGGGGAGUAAGUGAUAAAUUAGAAAACCUAAAGUCCUUUCUCCGUCACACUUCAAUCUACACCCUUAAACCUACCCCUCCGCCGUUCACGUCCGGCACUGCCACAUCCUUCACCUUUUGCACGAACAGGUAAGAAGAUGGAGGCAGAGAUAAUGGAGGCAGAGCUAGUGUUACCAAACUAUCUCAGUUUUAAGAGAAUUCAAAUGUAUGACAAAUACCCUAAAGGUCAAUCCAGAGGCAGGCACUGGAAGCAUCUUAAGCAGAUUAUUCAGGCUGAAAAUUACCAGAAUUACCCUCCCGAUGAACCCAAUUAUGUGAAUAUUGAGUCACCCCCUUCUAUGCGUCCUUGCAAGAGAAUUUGCGAUAUUACAGGCUAUGAAGCACCUUACUAUGAUCCUAAAACUAAUCUCCGGUAUGCAAAUACUGAUGUUUUCAAGAUGAUCAGAUCGCUUCCUAAUGAGCAUGUGCAAAGAUACCUAGCUAUGAGGAAUGCGGCAAUUGUUCUUAAGUAAUUAUGCAUUUCCCCUGACUUCUUGAAACUUAUUCUUAUUUCUUAAUGUUUUUUUUAUCAGAUCCUAAUCAUGGAUCUUUCUAGUAUAAAUUUUACUCCGUAAUUUUGGAACUAAUUCCAUAAAAAAAUUACUCAAUCAACACAUGUUAAUGUAUUUAAUAUUUAUAUGUAGAGUUUAAUAGUAUUGUAUUGUCUGCGUACAACUAUUUUACACCGACAUUAAUGUAUUUAAUAUUUAUAUGUAGAGUUUAAUAGUAUUGUAUUGUCUGCGUACAACUAUUUUACACCGACAUUCAAUAAAACUUUAUGAUUGUGUCACACAA
Molecule: messenger RNA, 1022 nt
Organism: Cicer arietinum (chickpea)
Lineage: Eukaryota; Viridiplantae; Streptophyta; Magnoliopsida; Fabales; Fabaceae
Product: protein EIN6 ENHANCER
Biological process (GO): chromatin remodeling
Cellular component (GO): Ino80 complex
Source: RefSeq, a predicted model, not a curated record